AUUAAUAAUUUGGCUAGAUAAAUAUAUAUUAUUUUGUUUCCUUUAGUGUUUUGAAAGCGAAUUUGUCAGACAACGGAACUGAAAGUAGGAGGAGCUGUGUGCGACGUCAGCAGCCAUAACGCACAUGAGCUGCUGUAGUGUUAACAUAAUGUCUUUCUCAUUGUUGGCUGCUUGUGAUUUAAGUAAUCCAUGCAAUGUACUUUUACACAGUUUUUUAGGCUGGCACGUGGGCUGUAAAUUAUGAGUGAUUAUAAUAAAAACGACAUCACCACAGAACAGCGUGGCUACAAACGCUACCUGGCUGACCAAAUGGCUGUUCCAGGAAGAACACUUAGACGAUGGAAAAGGAUAAGGAACAAGGAACAAUCAAGUCAAGCAGAAACAACGGGUUCUUUAACACAUGACGAGAUUCGUACUGUAAGCAACAUUGAAGAUGAUGACAGUCUAGAAACUGAUGAAGACGUUGAUGUACCAGAAUCCAGUAAUCUAUCAGAAGAACGGGAACCUGAAAUAACCCCAAAUGAACAGGAGAAUGCAGAUCUUGAGUCAAUUACCACGGAACAGGACAUUGAGAAUCCUGGCAGUGAACCUUUUCAUUAUCUUGAUGAAUCUACACAAGAAAAGUACCUGCAAGAGGAUGACAAAGUGUAUUCGUCUCAACAACAGAAUGGCCUGCUGCUCAUGGCAUUGAAAAUGAAGCACAAGCUUACCAAGGAAGCAGUCUCUGACAUGCUGGACAUUAUUAAUCUAUUGGCUGGUAAAGACACUGUACCACAAUCUUGGUACCACUUAGAAAAACCGUUUGAAGGUUUAAAAUAUUUUGUAGAAAUACAUCAUGUUUGCAAUUUCUGUGAAUCUUACUUAGGUAAAGAAACGUACUUACUGUGAGAAAGAAUGGAUAGAGCAAAGGAGUCUGAAAGAAGGAAACUUUUUCUUUCAUUUGCCUUUACAUGCACAGAUCAAAGCAUUUUUAGAGGACCCUGAAUUGUCACAAAAGGUAGUAAGAAAUAGACAUGGCUUCCAGUCACAGACAUUCUGUGACAUAACAUUGUUUAUGCCAGCUGGUACACAGAUAGUGACCAGGCAUCCUGCAUUCCUUUUGCUAUGAAAAUGUUCUUUCAGAUCUUACACUGUAUAGAUAGGAACUCCCGUUCUCUCACCACGGCUAACUUGGUUCGAGGAACUACCGUUCCUUUCGAUUUAUGAAAAACGCCACAGGUACAAUUGUAAUAAUGUUGUAUAUAAAAGGCAGUUGUUAAAAUUCUUGUUAAAUUUUAGCCUCUGCUUAUACAUGUUUCAAACUACCAUGUGUUUUUUCUGUGCAAUGUAUUUGACCUACAAAUGUACAAUAAACAGUAAGAAAGUCUAAUGUUUUUCAUGUUGUUUUUUUAAAGCUAUUAUUUGCUUUUUUAUUUUAAUUUUUAAGUGAUAUGCAGUUAAAAUUCUAGCUCUGGCCCACAUGCAGUAUAGUAUGUAGUUUUUAACUGGCUACUAAGGUUUUUUAAUUAUUACUUUGUAAUGUAUAAUGAAAAUCCCAUAUUGCUUGGAAGAUGCCAUCACUACAUAAGUUAUUUUGAAGAUGUGAUUUACAUCAGACUUUAAUCGCAAAAGAACUUGACCAAACUCUUUGUUUCAGGGUGAGGUACAGUAUUCCACUGAGAAUUUUUAGAAUUGAUGUAUUACACAGUACAACAUGCAUGUUGUUUCUCAUACCCAGCAUAACCAGUCAGCACA
Messenger RNA from Acipenser ruthenus (sterlet), 1734 nucleotides. RefSeq lists its product as uncharacterized. The transcript has 5 exons. Lineage: Eukaryota; Metazoa; Chordata; Actinopteri; Acipenseriformes; Acipenseridae. The coding region runs from base 241 to 888 and encodes 215 amino acids. The record is from RefSeq and is a predicted model, not a curated record.